GCGAGGGGAGGGGUUUCCGCUUCCUCCUCCUCCGGCUUUUAAGGCCGCGGUCUCGGGCGCCGCCAGUCAUUCGGCGGCCGCGAGCGAGUCGGGCGGGUGCAGUUUCACCCUCCCACAGACAUGGGGCGCAGGAAGUCCAAGCGGAAACCGCCCCCCAAGAAGAAGAUGACGGGCACCCUGGAGACCCAGUUCACCUGCCCCUUCUGUAACCACGAGAAGUCCUGCGACGUGAAGAUGGACCGCGCCCGGAACACCGGAGUCAUCUCCUGCACCGUGUGCCUGGAGGAAUUCCAGACGCCCAUCACCUAUCUGUCAGAGCCGGUGGACGUCUACAGUGAUUGGAUAGACGCCUGCGAGGCGGCCAAUCAGUAGCGACUGCGAGGACCCGCCCCCUCUGAGGCCCCGCCCACCGGGAACUCCACCUGUGGGGGGUGGGUCCAUGUGAGUGUGUGUGUGUGCGCAUUCGUGUGUGUGCAUGUGUGUGAGUGUGUGUGUGCAUGUGUGUGAGCGUGUGUGUGCAUGUGUGUGUUGCGAUGCCUGUGGGGGUGACUUUCUGGCGGUGACACCCACACCCCCAGAACACCGGAGCUGCCUCUCCUGGCCCACCACCCCCCAAAAGCCUUUUGAGACGCUCCCUCCUCCUGCGGUUCCCCUCCCCCCGCACUUCCGGCUGUGGGGAGGACCCCAAGAGGGGGAUCCCGUCUUCCUAGGAGGCGAGUCACCCGAGACCAAGCUCCUGGCGCUGCCCUCUCCCUCUGCAGGGCUGCGGGCAGGGCAUUUUAAUCACUUUUGUAGGAACGGGGUGGGAUGGGGUGGGGUGGGGGUCUGCGAAUGUGUCACGCGCCUUUCAAUAAAGUGUACCCACAGGA
Messenger RNA from Erinaceus europaeus (western European hedgehog), 869 nucleotides. It is a transcript of the gene ELOF1, whose product is annotated as elongation factor 1. NCBI's taxonomy places the organism in Eukaryota, Metazoa, Chordata, Mammalia, Eulipotyphla, Erinaceidae. Gene Ontology annotation, cellular component: transcription elongation factor complex. Gene Ontology annotation, molecular function: RNA polymerase II complex binding. Bases 121 to 372 code for a protein of 83 amino acids. The transcript is spliced from 4 exons. Gene Ontology annotation, biological process: transcription elongation by RNA polymerase II. The record is from RefSeq and is a predicted model, not a curated record.